This is a messenger RNA of Etheostoma spectabile (orangethroat darter), 668 nucleotides long. RefSeq names its product dedicator of cytokinesis protein 4-like. Lineage: Eukaryota; Metazoa; Chordata; Actinopteri; Perciformes; Percidae. Gene Ontology annotation, cellular component: plasma membrane; cytoplasm. Gene Ontology annotation, molecular function: small GTPase binding; guanyl-nucleotide exchange factor activity. The record is from RefSeq and is a predicted model, not a curated record. The transcript is spliced from 7 exons. Gene Ontology annotation, biological process: small GTPase-mediated signal transduction; cell chemotaxis. Bases 33 to 401 code for a protein of 122 amino acids.
AAGGGGAUUUGUUCCACCGACUUUGGCAUGUGAUGAAUGAAAUCCUGGACCUGAGGAGGCAGGUGCUGGUGGGCCAUCUCACCCAUGACCGCAUGAGGGACGUCAAGCAACACAUCACAGCCAGAUUGGACUGGGGCAACGAACAACUCUGCCUGGACCUGGUCCCGAGGAGAGAGUUCAGCAUGGUGGACCCUGAUGAAAUCAGCGUCACAGAGCUUUACAGACUGAUGGAACAUCGACAUCGUAAGAAGGAGACCUCUGCACCCGCUAGCACCCAUCACUUGUUCGUCCACGUGAAGAGUCUAAUGAGCACCAAUCUGGGGGAGGAGCUAGAAGUCUUCUUCCACAUUUAUGAUGGACGGGAGAACCGGCCUCUCAGUGAAAGGUUUUUGUCAAGCUGAAUAAAAGCGGGUUGCCCAAGUCGCCAGAGAAGACAGAAAGACAAUGCACACUAUUUGUGGAUUUGGGAAGCAGUGAUCUACGAAAAGAUGUCUACAUCGUUGUACAUAUCAUAAGAAUAGGGAGAAUGGGAGCAGGGGAGAAGAAGAAUCUGUGUAGCGUACAGUACAGGAGGCCGUUCGGCUGUGCUGUCGUCAGCAUCGCUGAUCUUCUCACUGCUGACUCCAAGGAUGACCACCUGCUCAAGGUUUAUGCGUAAAACACAGAGA